UCUCUUCUUAUAUGAACAAAGAUUAAAAUUAUGUGUUCUACGGAUAAAACUAAGAAGAAUCGUUAUUCUCACAACAUUUGGACCAUGAUAUAACGAAAAGAACUCAUUUUGCUGCAUUAAAGUAUGAAUUUCAACGACGAUACAGGUACAAGACAGCAUGGCUGUAAUGUCGACGACGGUACAAGUCAACACAGCUAUCAUAUCGACGACGAAAAAUCAACUAAGGUCUACAUCGGAAAUCUUAUUGAUAAUAUCGGGAACGAUAAACUACAAAGAGAGUUUGAAAAAUUUGGCCAAAUAGUAAAGGUUUGGAUAGCUAGGAGUCCCUUCUCCAGGGGAUAUGCUUUUGUUGACUAUGCAGAUCCAAACGAUGCUGAACAGGCAAUUAAAGAGAUGAACGGUAAAGACAUUUUCGGCGGGAAAAUUCUCGUUCAAUUGUCAAAACAGGACAAUAAAAAAUGGCACCCACCAUGUAGUCAAACUAAAUAUUCAGACGUUAAAUACGAGUACGAAUUUAAAUCUGCAAGCACUUUAAAUAAUAAAAGAAAAUCUCGUGAUAGAUCAUGCAGUCGAUCAAAUGACAGGGUUUCAAGUAGAUAUGAACAGUCUGAGGUACAUUUACGUAGCAGUCGACAUCCAAGUGAACGAAUUUACGACAGAGACACGGUUUCAUCUCGAAACCGUCACCGCGAUUCACCCCGAAGACGCAGUAGGUCACAUGAUCGACACUCAUCACGACAGCGUAAUCGAUCGCCCGAUCUGUCACCAAGGAGAAGAAGAUCUACAGACAGAAAUACCAGUGGAAGUUCUGAAUACAGUAAUAAAAGAUUGACAGUAGACGAGAGUAUGAUAGCCCAAAUAAAAGAGUCUGUAAUAAAAGAAGCAUUACCACAAAUGUAUUCGUUGCUAUUCCGGGAGAUACUUCUUUUAAAUGACCCAAUUAAGAUGCAAAAUAUGUUACAAGUAUUACCAAAUCCAUCUUAUGUACAGGGAAAUGCAGCCAAUCAAAUCAACACUUUGGCUACAAAACUUCCUAAUCCUGGCAACUUUUUAAGAACUACCAGUCCUGGUUACAAUGGUAAUCAGACAUGGGGUUCCAACCCUUCAUUUCAAUACAGCGGACCAACGUCAUCUAGCAAUUUAUCUAUGAAUUCUGUAAUCACGAGCUCUCACAAUGUAGGACAGCAAUAUUCAAUGCAUAACCCAGGAAUCCUGUCUACGCCAACUUUAUUAUCUUCUCCAAACACUCAAAGGAACUUUUCUUCGUUCCCACAACAUUCUACGCCAAAUUCAACGUUCAUAAACUUGAAGGACAGACAACAUGUACCUGGUUUUACCGAUGGGAAAUGUCUUACACAAAACCAAACGACUUAUGUUCAAUAUCCUUCAAAGAUGAAUGAAAAACCCUAUUCUACCAACAAUGGAACGACAACUAACCAAUUACCCAAGCAGCAACUAUAUAGUACUAGUAGUCAGGACAAACAUCGCCAGUUGCAGUGACCAGCUGCAUAAAAAACAAGAUUACAUUGAAAUGCUGUCUUUGAAAUUUACGGACAAUGUGUUUGAAUGAAGCGACAUACACCC
Messenger RNA from Mytilus trossulus (common blue mussel), 1584 nucleotides. RefSeq lists its product as uncharacterized. The record is from RefSeq and is a predicted model, not a curated record. The transcript is spliced from 3 exons. The coding region runs from base 124 to 1500 and encodes 458 amino acids. Lineage: Eukaryota; Metazoa; Mollusca; Bivalvia; Mytilida; Mytilidae. Gene Ontology annotation, molecular function: RNA binding.